Molecule: messenger RNA, 1401 nt
Organism: Fusarium venenatum
Lineage: Eukaryota; Fungi; Ascomycota; Sordariomycetes; Hypocreales; Nectriaceae
Product: 26S proteasome subunit RPN7-domain-containing protein
Cellular component (GO): COP9 signalosome
Molecular function (GO): protein binding
Source: RefSeq, a predicted model, not a curated record
AUGUCCGAAUCAAACUCUCUUCUGGCCUUCUUCAGCCAGCAAAGCAACACGGGCGGCAUCAUUGUCAAAGAGCAACCCAAACUCGACCUCGACCUCUACAUCUCGAACUACACCGGUCGAACGAGAAUCGAUCGUCUCAUACAAAUCGGAAAGUCAUCAGUGCCGCUAUGCAUCGAUGCGCUCAAGCUCGCCAUAGCCGAGGCAAAGAAGGGCUCGGAUGUAUCGCAAUACGGCGAAGCUUGGAAUUGUCUCCGUACUGCGGCACCUCAAGAGCCAGAGGCUCAACUCGAAACAGAAUGGGUCGAUCGAGUUGAACGUGAGAACAAAGCCGAGACCGCACGUCUCGAAUCUCAACUUAAGCAGUACCGUCACAACUUGAUCAAAGAAAGCAUUCGAAUGGGCAACGAAGACUUGGGGCAGCAUUUUGAGAAAACAGGGAAUCUGGAAGCGGCAGCCGAAGCGUACAAUCGCAUGCGACAGGACGUCACAACCACCAAGCAUAUUAUCGACUGCGGCAUACACCUAGUCAAUGUUUACAUCGCCAGGCGUGACUGGACCAUGGUACUCAACAACCUUGGGAAGAUCAUCGGCGUUCAGAGCGGCGAAGAGGAACGAAUCUACCAACCUUAUACGAAGCUUGUAUCCGGUAUCGCGCUCCUCGGGCUGAAGCACUAUAAAGAGGCCGCCAACUCCUUUCUUCAAGUUGACUUCAGCCUGCCUCCAGCGCAAUACAACCACAUCGCCAGCCCUAACGACAUGGCAGUGUACGGAGGGUUACUUGCUCUGGCAACUAUGGAGAGGGACGAACUCCAGACUCGACUGUUGGACAACCAAUCAUUCCGUUCGUUCCUGGAGAAUGAGUCACACAUCCGCAAGGCCAUCAGCCUAUUUGUUAAUGGUAGAUAUUCAAACUGUUUGGCCAUUCUCGAAUCUGUUCGAAACGACUAUUUACUCGACAUUUACCUGCAGCGCCACAUCCCUACGCUUUACUCACAGAUUCGUAACAAGUGCAUCGUCCAGUACUUCAUUCCAUUCUCGUGUGUUACCCUUGAGAGCUUGAAUAAGGCAUUUGCAUCAGAAGGGGAGUCGGUUGAAACAGAACUUGUAACCAUGAUCCGCGAGGGAACUCUCAAGGCCCACCUUGAUGCAAAGAACAAAUUGCUUAUUGCUGUUCAGCCCAAUCCUCGGCUUGAGAUGCAAAAGCAGGCCCUUGACGUCUCUCGCCAGUACGAGCAAGAGGCGAAGGACAGGCUUCGUCGCAUGAACAUCAUUGCUGCUGGUCUGGAAAUUGUUGGUAAGAGACAACAGCAUUCCGGUCAAGCCGGUCGUGGAAUCGACGAGCAGUGGUACGAUGAUGCCAGAGCAUCUGUUCAGCAAAACAAAGUUGAAGAGGAUCAGUGA